Messenger RNA from Didymella exigua CBS 183.55, 1337 nucleotides. RefSeq names its product S-adenosyl-L-methionine-dependent methyltransferase. Lineage: Eukaryota; Fungi; Ascomycota; Dothideomycetes; Pleosporales; Didymellaceae. The transcript is spliced from 2 exons. The record is from RefSeq and is a predicted model, not a curated record. The coding region runs from base 277 to 1119 and encodes 280 amino acids.
CAUGAACAACCAAGCCCACCAAGCCUCGCUACUGCACGCUAUCCACGCUUGUCAGCCACCCAGACAACCACGCGGAUAACGUGGAACAACCAGGCAUCGGCCUUACUGCGGCAGUAUUCUUGAGAACCGAGAGCGGGGUAUCCCCGGUGCAAGCCCCAAACUCUAUCCUACAUAUAUCAAAGAACCAUCUCGUGGCGUUCGCGGAUCGUUCGCACGACUCGAUUUAGGGUCUAUUUUGUCAAGUGACGACUCAUAGGAGCAACGAACAGCAGGGUUAUGGUCGCGACUGAGGACGAACGGGAUGGCGGGGCUGGUGGGAAGGACGGAAGGGCGAUGGAUGAGAGCACGCAGAAUACGCAGUAUGACGGGAUCGGGACGAGAUAUCUGGAAAUUAAGACAUUACCUGCUGCGGAGCCCGAGUUACCGAGUAUACUGAGCGCGCUGGGGGAUGUGGUGGAAGGGAAGAAAUGCCUUGACCUAGCCUGCGGUACAGGCAAGUAUACCCACCUUAUUUCCACCCUCAGCGCCACAAGCGUCACCGGCUACGAUAUCUCUCCAACUAUGAUCUCCGGUGCCCUCACCACCUACCCUCCCUCGCAAUACCCGAACUUACGUUUCGGCGUCGCAGACUGCAGCGUCCUUGACUCACUUCCAGCAUCAGACAACGGCACAUUCGACCUGGUCUUCUCAGCAUGGUUUCUCAACUACGCCGGCAGCGAGCGCGAAUUAAUCAGUAUGUUCCAUGUCAUUGAAUCGCAGAUGGCUCCCGGGGGAAAAUUCAUUGGCUUGACGACUGAUGCGCAUGAUCCGAACAUGUCAAUUCAGAAGCUGGACUUCUAUGGCCUCGAUAUUCUGGUCCUCGAUGCGGCGUACAUCGCGCCUGAUAGCGGCGAGGUUGUAGGCAUCAAGGCGAAAGUCAAGGUCAGCAAGGCCGGAUUCGAGUUCGAUUGUUUCCAGUUCAGGAAGGAAGUUUAUGAGAGGUGCGCAAAGGAGGCGGGUUUGAGGAUCAGGUGGAGAGAGUCCGUUAUGCCGGAUGAUGAGAGGAAGGAGACUGGGUACUGGGAGGAGUGGCUGGCGAGACCGACUUUUGCUAUGCUUGAAGCGACGCGGACCGGAUAGUGAUCUCGAUCCGUUGAAGGUGUCUUGAUCGCCAACCAAUCAGAAGGUAAUAUCUGCACUAAGCUUGCACCGUACCGACAUAAGUUUGCUGGCUGGUCUGAGGUCAGUGUGAAGGCAGGAAUUGGGUGCGAACAGUUUGUGAGCACAGAGCCAAAGCGACGAGGCUCAAGUGUGAUGUAAAUAUGAUAUAGAUUCAUAACUCAUUCGUACUUUUCGUA